Molecule: messenger RNA, 204 nt
Organism: Acomys russatus (golden spiny mouse)
Lineage: Eukaryota; Metazoa; Chordata; Mammalia; Rodentia; Muridae
Product: signal transducer CD24-like
Exons: 1
Coding region: 1-204 (67 amino acids)
Biological process (GO): cell adhesion
Cellular component (GO): external side of plasma membrane
Source: RefSeq, a predicted model, not a curated record
AUGGCUAGAGCGACGGUGGCAAGGCUGGGCCUGGGGUUGCUCCUUCUGGCACUAUCCAGGCACAUUUACUGCAACCAAACUUCUGUUGCACCAUUUUCAACUAAUGCUGCCCCAAAUCCAAAUAACGCCACCAACUGCAAUGCCCUGCAGCCAACAGUCGGCCUCCUUGCUCUCUCACUUUCUCUUCUACAUCUCUACUGUUAG